AUGCCAUUCUUAGAGCCCCAGCCCAAGAUCCUUAUAACCGGGGCCGGCAUCGGCGGCCUGACAACGGCACUUUCUCUACACGCCGCUGGCUUCACAAACAUCCACCUUUUCGAGGCCUCGCCACAGCUUACCACUCUCGGGGUUGGAAUCAACGUUCAGCCUUCUGCUGUACUUAUUCUUCGCAACCUCGGCUUACUCGAGGCUCUCGAAAAGACUGGCAUCAAGACCCAAGAGCUGAACUUUUACAACCGCCAUGGACACCCCAUUCUCAGCGAGCCAAGGGGCCUCAAGGCGGGUUAUACAGUUCCGCAGCUGAGUAUCCAUCGUGGUGAAUGCCAAAUGCUUCUAUUGAGCGCUGUCAAGGAGCGACUAGGCGAGAGCGCAGUCAACCUCAACCAUGCCCUGACGGGGUUCUCUCAGGACUCUAAGAGCGUCACGGCCGACUUCUCCCAACGUCGGGAUGGCGCGCUGGCAGCGCAGUCCAGCGUAACGGGCGAUAUCCUGAUCGCCGCCGACGGAAUCAAUUCGACCGCACGGAGGAUCCUCUACCCGAACGAAGGCCCGCCACGAUUCUCUGGCCGCAUGCUCUGGCGCGGCUGUUUGGAACGCGUCCCGUACCUCACCGGCGCGUCAAUGGUGUGGGCCGGCCACGCCGACCAGAAGUUCAUCGCCUACCCGAUCAGCCAACGAUCGGCGGACAACGGCAAGAGCCUUGUGAACUGGAUCGCCGAACUGCGGAUCAGAGACAAGAACGAUGAAGAUCUUACGCCCCCAAAGACCGAUUGGACAAAGGCCGUCGAUAAGUCUGCGUUCGAGAGCCAGUUCCGCGAAUGGCGAUGCGGUGGCCUCAAUGUGAAGGACCUCAUCGACCAGACGGACAAGGUGUUUGAGUUCCCCAUGAGCGAUCGUGAUCCGGUUGAACGUUGGAGCUUCGGCAGGCUUACCCUCCUCGGGGACGCCGCGCACGCCAUGUACCCUAUCGGAUCCAAUGGCGCGUCGCAGGCCAUCAUCGAUGCGGAGACGCUGACGAAGCUUCUCAGCGAGAACCCGGAUGAUGUGGAGGGAGUGCUGAAGGCGUACGAGGCUAAGAGAUUGCCGGCUACAGCCAAGAUUGUGAUGGCGAACCGGGGUAAUGGACCGGACCACGUCUUGCAAAUAUGCGAGGAGAGAGCGCCCGAUGGCUUCAAGAAUGUGUACGAUGUCGUUCCCAAGGACGAGUUGGAGGACAUCGGGAGGGUGUACAAGAAGGUUGCCGGGUUCGAGAUGGAGAGUGUGAACAUCAAAGCUAGAGAGACUGAGGGUGCCAGUGAGAGAUUACGACUGCAAAGUCCCAAGGAUUGGAUUUGA
Molecule: messenger RNA, 1347 nt
Organism: Colletotrichum spaethianum
Lineage: Eukaryota; Fungi; Ascomycota; Sordariomycetes; Glomerellales; Glomerellaceae
Product: 5-methylphenazine-1-carboxylate 1-monooxygenase
Exons: 1
Coding region: 1-1347 (448 amino acids)
Molecular function (GO): FAD binding; monooxygenase activity
Source: RefSeq, a predicted model, not a curated record